CUCCGUGGAAGAGAACAACAUACAGUUUUUUGAAAAUUGUGUUUCUUUUGUUGUUUUGUGUAUAAUGACGAGUUUAUCGUGAAGUGUUGUGACAAUAUGAUAAUAAUUUACAUUGAUAUAAUUUUAUUGGCUAUUCUGUUACUGCUACUUUUAUUCACGUGUGGUUACUGCUGGUAUCGCGUGCAUAGCCUUCAACGCAGUGGACAGGUUGCUAUAUUGUUGCGACCAACCAAAGUCCUUUUCUCACACAAAAAGGAGGGAGAGGUCAAUGAACAGCUAAGAACUGUAGUUGCCUAUCAAAACCCAUUCACGGGCGAUUAUUGCGUGCACAAAAGUAGGGGGCCUAAGGGUUACGUCAAUUCCAUGGACUCCCCGGAUUCCCCUGACAGUGGGGUGUCUGACGCCUACGAGCCGUUGAACCUUGUACCGCAGCCUCGGGGGAUAGACGAGCCGAGACAGAGUCUUCAGAUACACGAGCCCUUGAAGCCUCCAAUAUCUCCCAUCUACGACAACAGCGUCAACAAAACUUGGAAAUGGGAUUACACUGAGUACCAAAUUUAAAACAAAUCAGAGGAUAUAAAUUCGGCGCUUAGAUUUAUCUUUUAAAUAUUCUUCAUAUAGGCGAUGAUGGUUAUAUUGUGAUAUAUGUUAACUUGGUUGUAGGGCAUUAUCUAAGCCCUUUCGGGUAGGUACCAUCCAUUGAUCACAUAUGCAACCGCCAAACAGUAAUAUUUAGUAUUGGUGUGGUUCGGUUUUAAGGUUGAGUGUGCACUGUAACUUCAGGCACAAGGGAUCAUAUAUCCCGUGAUUUGUGAUGAAUUAUUGCUGGUAUCUAUGGCCGAUUUAUCACUUGCCGUCAAAAGAUCCACUUGUUCGUCUUUCUUACUUAAAUAAAAUUUAAAAAGCCCGUUUAUAUCUGACAUUGCAGCUGACGGAGGUAUAACAAGAUUUAGUUACAUUGAAAAAGGUUAUGCGAGACCGUUGUCAAGGAACCAUUGAAUUGACAAAGGUGAAUGAAAAAAGAAAAUAAUCUUUAAUGAAAUUGUUUCGUUUUGAUUAUCUGUUUCAUUUAAAAAAAUAUAUUUAAAGACAACAAGGACAUGUAUGUUGAGGUUAGAUUAAACAGACAUUUGUUUAAGUGUGCUAAAUAAGAUGGCACUUUAAAAGGGUCAAAUUGGAUUAAGUUAAGCUUAGCGCGUGCCUACAAUAAGACAAAAGUGUCCGCUUAACAAACUAUAUAACUUAAAAAAGGCUGUGCAUUGAUAGUGAGUCAGUCAUGACAUUGGAUUUUAUUAUACAUAGUGUAGAAAUAAUUUAUUGCACAUAACUUUAUGCUGAUACGAAAAUUAUAAUUAAACUAAACUGCAACCAAAUAGUAUUAGUACUCGUUGGUAGUGGUGGUAGGGCUUUGUGCAUAUGUUGGGUAGGUACCACCUUCUCAUCAUAUAUUGUACCGUCAAACAGCAAUACUAGUAUUGUUGUGUUCCAGUUUGUAGAAUCCAGCCAGUGUAACUACAGGCACAAGAGACUUAGCAUAGUUCUCAAGGUUGGCGCAUUUACCAUUAUGAUGGUGACCACUUACAAUCAGGUAUUUGCCAGUCUGUCUACAUAUUAUAAUAUUAAAAAAAAUACCCAAAUAGGUUUCGAAACUUAACUAAUAAAUAAUUGAUGUAUUGUAAAAUCUAAUUGUGGUACUUUAAAAAUAAUUAAGUAUUUCUCAAAUCAGUACACGAACGCGGAUUCAGUCCCUGCUCGUGACUUAUAUUAGGUUUAUACUUAUUUAGAACUGACUUUCUUAUUUUUAAUGAAUUUCUUGUUUGUAAAUUAUAGUAGU
This is a messenger RNA of Nymphalis io (European peacock), 1834 nucleotides long. RefSeq lists its product as uncharacterized. The record is from RefSeq and is a predicted model, not a curated record. NCBI's taxonomy places the organism in Eukaryota, Metazoa, Arthropoda, Insecta, Lepidoptera, Nymphalidae. The transcript has 5 exons. The coding region runs from base 97 to 561 and encodes 154 amino acids.